Molecule: messenger RNA, 2776 nt
Organism: Clupea harengus (Atlantic herring)
Lineage: Eukaryota; Metazoa; Chordata; Actinopteri; Clupeiformes; Clupeidae
Gene: sart1
Product: spliceosome associated factor 1, recruiter of U4/U6.U5 tri-snRNP
Biological process (GO): maturation of 5S rRNA; mRNA cis splicing, via spliceosome
Cellular component (GO): U4/U6 x U5 tri-snRNP complex
Source: RefSeq, a predicted model, not a curated record
UCUAAUCGCAUCAUUGGACGUGAAAAGUGCGUUGGUCCAUCAAGUGUGUUUGUAGGGAGUGUUGUUUGUUUGUACCAUAUCAGAAAAAGAGACGGGCUUCAUGUUAGCCAUUUACUUGAAGACAGCUCAACUUUCCGCUCACAUAGGUUGUAACUGUGUAGAGUUGACAAACUACUAGCAAGGUAACGUUACCUAGCUAGCCAGCUAGCUGAGUUACCAGAUUCGCAAGGUAACGGAUAACUAAGCUAGCUAGUUAGCCAAAAGAGUUUUCUAAACCAUGGGUUCUUCCAAGAAACACAAGGAAAAGGACCGUGAUAGAGAUGCUGAGGAGCGACACCGCGAGCACAAAAAACACCGUCACAAGGAUCGCGAGAGGGAUAAGGAGCGGGACAGUACCCGAGACAAAGAGAAGAGAAAGCGGUCACGGUCGCGAGACAGAAGUAGCCGGGGGGCCGAGAAGGAAAGUCGCAGUAAAGGCGAUAAAAGCACCGGAGAGCCGCGAGUAAAGAAAGAAAAAACUGAUCUCGGAUAUGAGGAGACUACUGAAAUUGGACCACAGUCUGCAAGUGGAGAUGCCUCCCUUAGUAUUGAGGAUACGAACAAGUUGAGGGCCAAACUUGGCCUGAAGCCCCUUGAUCUGAAUGAAGCCAAGAAAGAGCUGGGCACCAAAGAGGAUCCAAAGGUGGCUGAGACCAUCAACCCUGUCACGAUCAAAAAACAGAAGGAGAUGAGGGAGAAACUGGCUGCCAUGAAGGAGAAGCGCCUGCUCAAUCAGAAACUGGGUAAGGUGAAGACUCUGGGGGAGGAGGAGCCCUGGCUGGAUGACACAGCAGUCUGGGUGGAGAGGAGUCGCAAACUGACCAAGGAGAAGGAGUUGGCGGAGAAGAGGGCUAAGAUGCUUCAGGAGAUGGAUGAGGAGUUCGGUGUGAGCAGUCUGGUGGAACAGGAGUUUGCUCAUGACAAAAUGUCUGCAUACACUUCCCGUGAUCUCAGAGGCCUGACUGUCCAGCACAAGAUUGAGUCUUUUAAAGAGGGACAGACUGUCAUCCUCACACUGGAAGACAAAGGGGUGCUGGAGGAAAAGGAGGACAUCCUGGUGAAUGUGAAUAUGGUUGACAAAGAGAGGGCAGAUAAGAAUGUGGAGCUGAAGAAGAAGAAGCCGGACUACAAGCCCUACGAUGAGGAGGAGACUGUGGAUGACAUGGCGACGUUGAAGACAAAGAACAUGCUUGAAAAGUACGACGAGGAGAUCGACGGGGAGAAGAAGAAGGGCUUCAGGCUGAACGCGGUGGGCUGUGCCGAGGGAGAGAGGGAGCGCGAGCUGCAGGCCAUCAGGGAGGCGCUCCGCAACGAUGCCCAGACCCUGCAGAUGCCAGCCCUCCAAAUUGCGUCAGAGUACUACACAGAGCAGGAGAUGGUCGGCUUCAAGAAGACGAAGAAGAGGGUGAGGAAGAUCAGGAAGAAGGAGAAAGCGGGGCCGUCUGAUGAGCUGCAGGACGACACACGCAUCACAGACUUCGGCUCCAGGUCUCGUGGUCGUGGGCGGCACAAGAUUGAGGAGGAAGCGCUGGAGCCCGUGGAAGAGGAGGAGCCUUUGGAGGAGAAAGUCAUCACCAGCAGCAGCAGCCGAUUGGCUGUGGAGGUCCCAAAGCAGUCUGAUGACAUCAGAGUUGCAGACAUGGACAUGAGUGAUGACGAGGGUGUUGCUCCAUCUGAGCCGGUGGUGUUGGAGGAGGACGAGGCGGAGCAGGAGCUGCAGAAGCAGCUGGAGAAACAGAGGAAACUCAGACAGAAGCAGCAGCAGCAGCAGCUCAAAGACUCUGCAGAGAAGGUGAUGGAGCAGCUGAAGGGUCGGGGUGGUGUCGGUAUGGAGGACGAUGACCCUGACCGCAGGAACAACAUCGUGUUCAACGCCACCUCUGAGUUCUGCCGCACGCUGGGUGACAUCCCCACCUACGGCCUCUCAGGCAACCGCGAAGACCAGGAGGACAUCAUGGACUUUGAGCAUGAGGCUGCGCGUGAGGGAGGAGGCGGUUCUGAGUCUGAGACAGACGAGAACAUUGGCUGGAGCACCGUCAACCUAGACGAGGAGCAGAAGCAGGCUGACUUUGGUACAGCCUCCACCACUAUCCUGGAUGAGGAGCCCAUUGUGAACUCUGGCCUGGCUGCCGCUUUGCAUCUCUGCAAGAAUAAAGGGUUGCUGGACACUCAGAUGCAAAAGGUGGCGAGGGUGAAGGCUCCACAAAAAGUGAUCAUCCACGAUGACAACUACUGCAUCGAGGACAAGAUGAUGAUCGACGACAAGUACAGCCGUAGGGAGGAGUACCGCGGCUUCACCCAGGAGUUCAAGGAGAAGGACGCCUAUAAGCCCGACGUCAAGAUCGAGUACGUGGAUGAGUCUGGACGCAGGCUCACUCCCAAAGAGGCUUUCCGACAGUUGUCGCACCGUUUCCAUGGGAAAGGCUCAGGGAAGAUGAAGACGGAGAAGAGGAUGAAGAAGUUGGAGGAAGAAGCUCUCCUGAAGAAGAUGAGCAGCAGUGACACUCCUCUGGGUACUGUAGCUCUGCUGCAAGAGAAGCAGAAGUCCCAGAAGACGCCCUACAUCGUACUGAGUGGCAGCGGCAAGAGCAUGAACGCAAACACCAUCACCAAGUAACCUCUGCCAGCUUUACAAGGAGACCACAACCUGGCAUUCUCUGACUUUCACACACACGCAGGCCGACCGACACACGCAGGCCGACCGACACACGCACGCCGACCGACACACACACACACA